Molecule: messenger RNA, 876 nt
Organism: Magallana angulata
Lineage: Eukaryota; Metazoa; Mollusca; Bivalvia; Ostreida; Ostreidae
Exons: 2
Coding region: 283-849 (188 amino acids)
Source: RefSeq, a predicted model, not a curated record
CAGGAUAUUUCAAUGCCCCAGAGGUUCUGUGGAAGAAGUAAAACGUUUGAAAUGUUACGCAAGACGAUGACGACGAAUCCAUAAAAAAUAGGGGGAUUUUUAUUUCAAAUGAUCAUUAAUUAAUACAUUAAUAUGAUGCAUACAAAUCAGUUCCGACAUUACUUUUGUAAAUGUUUAAAAACAAAUUUAGCAGGAGAAAGUACAUGUAUUUAAUAUACUGAUGUGAUAGUGAAUAGGAUGUGCGUAUAUUCUCGGUCUUAGUCAGGUGAGUUAGGUAAUGUGAUGUUUCAUCAAGGUGCAACACUUUGUAAACCCGUCAUAAAACAUUUCUUCUGUUCAGUUAAAUUAACCAAAAGAGAGCCACAAACAUUAUCAGACAAACUUCGCAACAUGAAUGUCUAUUUGAUGACCUGCGCACUUUUCCUCUCAGUAGGACAAUGUUAUCUGGCAACUGGUCACAAAGCGCUUAAAAAAGACAAUGCGCCUCAAACUCUGGUGCCAGGUUCCCUACAUGUACGCGAGGUGCUCUCCUUAAAAACGGCGAUUCUGUUCCACUUCAUCAAUUACUAUGGAUUCUGCAAACCCCGAAAAAUGCGCACAAACGUGGUCAAGAAAUGCUUCCAAAAUAUCGACGCCGCAUGCAGACUCGUUGGCGAAGGCCCAAGAAGCAUGGGCGCUCUUAAAAACAGGACUAACUUGGGUCGACUUUGCUCCCUUGCCCACAAGACAAGAGGCGUGACAGAAUGGUUAACAAUGGCGGCCCAGGUUGCUGAAGCUCUCUGUGCAACUUGUACAGAGCUGGCGACAGAAGAGGAAAAAACAACCUGUGAAAAGAGGCUGUGUCAGUGAAAACACACACAUCAACUUACCUCGCCA